This is a messenger RNA of Hemicordylus capensis (graceful crag lizard), 5568 nucleotides long. It is a transcript of the gene SLC38A10, whose product is annotated as solute carrier family 38 member 10. Gene Ontology annotation, molecular function: amino acid transmembrane transporter activity. NCBI's taxonomy places the organism in Eukaryota, Metazoa, Chordata, Lepidosauria, Squamata, Cordylidae. Gene Ontology annotation, biological process: amino acid transmembrane transport. The coding region runs from base 266 to 3577 and encodes 1103 amino acids. The transcript has 16 exons. The record is from RefSeq and is a predicted model, not a curated record.
GAGUCUUUCCUUUUUGCCGCUCUAGGCCAAGCGGAAUGCUCUAUGGUCUUGCAUCCCGGAAGCGCCAACGGAGCAAGGGGACGAGGAGGUGUGUGUGCGACGUGUGCCUUCUGAGCCGGGUUCGGCAGAGCAGCUCUGCAAACAGACCCCGCGCCUGGACGCACGCGGCCCCCCGCCCGCUGCCCCCCCCCGGCACCGCACACUCCCCCCCCCCCGCCCUCAAGCCAGUGCUGUCGUCCCCCCAACCCCACAUCACAGUCCAGGGAUGGCUUCCACUCCCGCCUCCGGUUCUAACUGGGGCCUGAUCAUGAACAUCGUGAACAGCAUCGUGGGGGUCAGCGUGCUAACUAUGCCCUUCUGCUUUCGACAGUGUGGCAUCUUUCUGGGAGCCCUGCUGCUUAUUUUCUGCUCCUGGAUGACUCAUCAAUCCUGUAUGUUCCUCGUGAAAUCAGCCAAUCUCAGCAAACGCAGGACCUAUCCUGGACUAGCCUUCCAUGCCUAUGGAAAAGCUGGAAAAAUGCUGGUGGAAACCAGUAUGAUUGGACUGAUGCUAGGAACCUGCAUUGCUUUCUAUGUUGUCAUUGGAGACUUGGGAUCAAACUUCUUUGCCCCAUUGUUUGGACUCCAGGUGAAUGGCUGGUUCCGGAUAGUCCUGCUCUUUAUCGUCUCCCUCUGCAUUGUGCUUCCACUGAGUCUUCAGAGAAACAUGAUGGCUUCCAUACAGUCCUUCAGUGCCAUGGCUCUGAUCUUUUACACUGUGUUUAUGUUUGUGAUCGUGCUCUCUGCUUUAAAACAUGGCCUUUUUGGUGGGCAGUGGCUGCAGCAGGUCAGUUACGCACGCUGGGAGGGCAUUUUUCGCUGCAUUCCUAUCUUUGGCAUGUCUUUUGCCUGUCAGUCCCAGGUCUUGCCAACCUAUGACAGUCUGGAUGAGCCAUCUGUGAAAAUCAUGAGUUCCAUAUUUGCCUCGUCACUAAAUGUGGUCACCACUUUUUAUGUUAUGGUGGGGUUCUUUGGCUAUGUGAGCUACACUGAAGCCAUUGCUGGAAAUGUACUCAUGAAUUUUCCAUCCAAUGUGGUGACGGAGAUGAUAAGGGUGGGGUUCAUGAUGUCCGUAGCAGUGGGGUUUCCUAUGAUGAUUCUGCCAUGCCGGCAGGCACUGAAUACCCUUCUCUUUGAGCAGCAGCAAAAAGAUGGGACAUUUGCUGCAGGUGGUUAUAUGCCACCUCUCCGGUUUAAAGCCUUGACGCUGGCAGUUGUGUUUGGAACCAUGCUUGGAGGCAUCAUGAUCCCAAAUGUGGAGACCAUCUUGGGCCUUACAGGUGCAACAAUGGGAAGUCUCAUCUGUUUUAUCUGUCCAGCUCUUAUUUACAAGAAAAUCCACAAGAAUGCCCUUUGCUCGCAGAUCAUACUGUGGAUUGGUUUGGGAGUAUUGGUCAUUAGCACCUACACCACCUUGUCAGCAACUGAAGACAUUCCAGCAAAAAUAGACGCUGUGGAACCAGGCAAACUGCCAGGAGAAAUAAAGGAAGUACUGGAUCAGGACAAUGUCAAAAUCUUAGACCAGAACCCGGCGGUGGAAAAGAUGGCUGAUAACCGUGACAAGCCCAAAGAGCAGAAUGAGAAAGAAGAGGAGGAACAGCCACAGAUCAAGGUUCCCAUGGAUGUGCCCAAGAGAGAUGAGAAGGAGAAACCAAAGGAGGAGGUUCAACUGGACCGGCCUGACCAAGGCAUAGCUCUGCCUAUAGGAGAAGCCCACCGCCACGAGCCCCCAGUGCCACAUGACAAGGUGGUGGUGGAUGAGGGUCAGGACCACGAGGAGCCUGAAGAUAAACAGCCACCAGACAACAAGGAUGCCCUUGUGAAAGGGAACCCUCUGUUGGAGGGAGAACAGGAACAGCCUAAGCCUGUUCCUGAACAGGCAAAGCGAAAUGAUGCCCAAGAAAAGCUGGAGGAUCAUCCCAUAAAAGAUGUAAAGCCUGCACCAGAGGUGGUGGCACAGAAGGAUGAACGUCCUCCUUACAAAGAUCUGGAGCUGGACAAGCAGGGCGAGAAGAGAGAGAAGGCUGUAGAUGUGAAGGACGGUGCCAAUCUACAGCAAGAGGAACACUUUAACGAAGGGGUAAAAUCUAUUGAGAAGGAGAAUGAAGCAGGUGAAAAAGAGGUGCCGCUUCCGCCAGAGAAGCCAGGGCCAGCCCAAGCUGAGCAGAGAGAGAUCCGUGAUGCAGGAGAGAAUGCCGACAGCAAGCUGAAGGAAGCUAGGAAGGAGAAGCUACUAGACCAUGCAGUCCUAUUGCAAGUAAUUAAGGAACAGCAGGUUCAGCAGAAGCAGCUCCUAGACCAGCAGGCAAAGCUGUUGGCAGUGAUUGAGGAACAGCACAAGGAGAUCCACCAACAGAGGCAAGAAGAGGGAGAUGAAAAGCCAAAGCAAGAUAUACAUCAGGAACCUAGCCUGCCUAUCUCCAAGAGCAAGGAAAAAGAGGAAGGCACUGAAAGUAAACUUGAAGAUGCUGCAAAUAAUAUGCCUAAAGCCCGACGAGAUCAUCCUGUGCAUGGGCUUGACAACCAACCCUUGGACUCUGGAGGACAAGGAAGGCAGCAGGGUGUAGGUCCAGAAGAAGGACUGAAGCAUAUACAGAGCAAAUUAACCGGAAGUCCACUUAAAAACCCGUCUGCUUAUCUAAAUGAUGAUAAGAAAAAUGCACAGCACCAAGUUGAGAAAAACACAGCUGAGAAGUUAGCAGAACCAGUCAGAAGUCAUUUGCAGCUAGUAAGGGCUGAUGAACACCACCAGGAUAAGGAACCAAAGAUUGAGGGGUUGAAAGGAGUUCAGGGUGCCCAAGAAAAGAUCAAGAAUGCUCAGAAAAUAGAUGAGAUUGUGGAAAGGGCAGCAGGCCAAAGAGAGAUGCUGGUGGCAGCCAAAGUCCAUGGAGUAGCUGAGAGGAUUCCUCAGAAAGACUCUGAGAGAGAGCCCCUUGCCCAGGAAGUGGAGAAAGAGGAGCACCAUGAUCAAGUACAGCAAGCAGAUUCUGCACAUCAACCAAAGGUUGCUGAAAACAUGCAACAGAACCAGGAGGUCCAAGGAGCUGUGAAAGCUGACAAAGCUGGAGGGAAACAGCCCUUACCUUUGGACCAAGUUAAUAGAGUACAAGGGACCAAUAGUAAAGAGAGGGUGGCACCUGGAGUGCAUAGUCCCCAGAUAAAUCAUGCCAAUGAGCCAGGGAUGGAUUCUGAGAGAGAGCCCAAGGAGCCAGGAAAGUUGCGUGAUUCAAAGAGUGACACUUUCUUAGAUCCAGGAAAGGUGGUGAUUGCCCCCAGGGACUAUGAAAAUGCCAAACCUAACAGAGACCUCAAGCUGCAAGCUGACGUGGACCUGCGCCGCAGGAGGCGAGAUCUGGAGGAGGAAGAAAGAGAGGAGACAGAGGGUGUGAUAAUUGGACUUAACCCCCUCCCAGACGUGAAAGUCAAUGAUCUCCGCAGUGCACUGGAGACAAGAUUACAUCAGGCAGCAGAAGGUGCUCAUCAAGCACUUCACAGUCGACAGAUCAAACAGAUUCCAGUGGCAGAGGAAGAAGUGUGAGAGCGCAAACUUUUGCACUGUUGAGACCAGAUGUAGGAGGCUGUCAGCCAUUUUAGGGUGUUGUGACUGGUGAUGGUCUGCAUCAGCUCAGCAGGAUCUAUCUGAACUGAGCUCUGACAACUGGGUAGAUGUUGACCUGCGUAUGCUCCAGAGGGAAGGGGGAGUUCCACUGCUGCCAGCCCCUUUCAUACUUCUUCAGUACUGCAACAGCUUGUCUCUUUUCAUUAUGCUAGUGGCUAUCCUGCAAAAACCAGGUUCAUCCACCCUCUGGGUUUUGAAGAGUGUGCUGUGCUUGCCACCUUUCCAAAGACACAUUUGCAUUUGAUUCUUGCCUUUAACCAUCUGCUUUAAUUUCUGUGUUUGGAACGAGAGCUAAUUUUCAUGCUGGUCAUUUGAUCUUGUUGGAAGUUGUCCCUCUCUGUUUGUGUGUUUUCAUCCCUUAAAUUAAUCUUGGAUUCCUCUGUCUACUCUUUGGGGACCAGGUUUGCUUGCCUCUGGAAAUAGUAUCAAGAAAGUGAAUGUUCUGUGUAAGUGUCUCAACUGGGAAGAUAUUUCAUCAGUCUCAUGGGUCCAGGAAUAAAUUCUUAGGAAAUCAGAACUAGUUCAUAUUGGAGCAGCCUUAAGUAGACUCUUAAGCCACUGUUUUGAUGUUUCUUCAGCCAGGAGUCCACUUUAUUAGCAAUAAUAAGCAAGUCACCCAUCCUUUCUUUGUUUCUCUUGGCUAUCAGGGCUAAGAUUUGUGUGUUUAAAACACCCACAUCCCAAGUGCAUUAUCAGACUUCUUCAUACUGUGCAUGAAAACUCUGCAAGUCACUUGCUGCAAGAGGAAGCAUUUUUAGAAAGUGAAAUGAAGGGAUAUCAAGGAGGCAUUAUCAAAGUGGGCCAGCUUGCAUCUACCUCUUUCCUCCAUUUGGUAAGUGCAUGCAGUGUUGUUUAAAGCUUCCAGCCCCACCCCUAGUUCUUCAGUUGUGCCCAUGAAAUCUAGUAGUGCUGAUCCUAGACUCAUAGCUCCUUCACUUCAACAGAGCUGGUUUGUUUCAGGUCUCAUGGUGGGGAUUGUGACGUUUGCUGUUUAACAAACAAUAUGGCAAAACAGAGGAGUUUUUGACUCUUGAAUGUACCCAACAGCCCUAAAAGUAUCUGCCCAUUUAAUUUAACUGUGAGCCUCCAGGCUUCAUUGCUGAUGGAACUUGGCACUAAGAAAGCAUUUUGUUAUAAACAAGGAAAAUGCUUGAGUCUGUAAACUAGCCUCUUAUCUCAUAUCAGUCUAUUUCCUAGAACAGUCAUGGGUUCAGGAGGCAGAAAUGCCAGUGAUGACAUUGCCUCUAAGGCAAUAGCCUUAGAUGCUCCUGCAUUGCUUAUCUUGACAAAUGAUGUUGAGCUGGGGUUCCAUCUUUGCCAUGUCCUGUCUGUGAAAUGUGUUCUGUGUAUCUCCAUUACAGGAGACAGAGAAAUGUGGCUGGUUCCACGCCUACUUUUGAGGGCCGUUUGCCUUGUUGUAAACAUGAUUGUCAUUUAUAGCCUUAAUUUUCAGGAGUCUCAUUUGAGUGAUGCUGCUCAAAGCACAAUUAACCCACCACUGGGAUUAUCACUUCAGCUUUGUUUUUAAGUGGGUGAUAUGUAAAUGUGAUCUCUUUAUGUAGUGUGCGUAUUUUUGUAAAUACCAGAAAAGUUGCUUUAAUCCAAAGGACAUUGGGGGGUGUCCGCUGAAUGUCCUGUCAGACCAAGAGCAAUGUCACCAUGCGCUGCACCUGCUCUGUGACCCAAGGACCAAAGAUGCUUCUGACAUUCCUCCCUAGAACAACUGGAUUUUAAACCAGCCAUCUCCAGGCAAUUAUGGGGAAGGAGCUGGAGGGAAAUGAGACAAUGGACUUCAGCUGGAAUUCCUCCUGUGAUGCCAUAGCACAAUUUCCAAUUUCCAAUGUUUUACAGUGACAAAUAGCUGGAGAUAUGGCCAGACUGCACAAACCAAUAAAGUAAGUUCAAGCAUU